AUCUCUGAAUCUCCUGCCUUCACAUCUACAAUGCCUCCUCCUCACCCCGUUGCUCUCAUCACCGCCGGUUCAGCCGGUCUGGGCGCCGCCGCCGCGCGACUCUUCUGCUCCUCCGGCUACCGCGUGAUCAUCAACUACUCCAACAACGAAGCACGUGCUACGGCGCUCGUUCAAGAAUUAUCAGGACUCUCCCCCUUAUCCCAAGAACCCCAACAAACAGGGGCCAUCAAGAAUCCCAACGUCCAGGCCAUCCGCGCGGAUCUCACCAAGCGGGACGAGAUCAUCAGACUUGUGGAGACCGCAACUGAGAUGAUGGGCCGACUAGACGUGGUAUUCUCGAACGGUGGAUGGACAAUGAUACGCAAUUUUAAUGAUCUAGAUGAUAAUGUGAAUGAGGAUGAUUGGGAUCGCUGUUUUAAUAUGAAUGUCAAGUCGCAUUUGUGGUUGAUGCAUGCGGCGAGGAAAUGGCUGGAGGAGAGCGAGGGGGCUUUUAUAACCACGGCGAGUCUGGCGGGGGUUAGACCUAGUGGGAGUUCUUUGGCAUAUUCUGUUACGAAAGCGGCGCAGAUACACCUCGUGAAGGGAUUGGCUUCGAUUGCAGGCCCGAAAAUCAGGGUUAAUUCCGUGUCCCCUGGGCUUCUUCUGACGGAUUGGGGCAAGCAGUUCUCUCAAGAACGACUAGACGCUGCAUUGGCAAAGACUAAGCUGAAGAAAUUUGCUACAGUAGAGGACGUCGCCGAACAAGUUCUAUGUUUCGCUCGGAGCAAGACCGUAACAGGAGCAAAUGCAGUUAUAGAUGCAGGCUGGUCACUGUAGACAAGAACAGCGUAGGCGAAAAUAACGAAGAAUUCUACAAGUUCCCUGCCCCCUGAGCAAGAACCACCAAAACUACCUCUAACUUAUCUCGCCCCCUUUCUUCCCGACGUCAAUCCACUCAUGCUGGUCCCCUAGAUAAUGGUGAGCUCUCAGAUCCCCCGACCUGGCAUGCCCCUCGAAAUUCUCUGCCCGCGCAGCCCGCCCACACAGCCGUCCUAGCUGUCCACUGGCGGAUGGCG
This is a messenger RNA of Amorphotheca resinae ATCC 22711, 1055 nucleotides long. RefSeq lists its product as hypothetical. The coding region runs from base 31 to 816 and encodes 261 amino acids. Lineage: Eukaryota; Fungi; Ascomycota; Leotiomycetes; Helotiales; Amorphothecaceae. The record is from RefSeq and is a predicted model, not a curated record. The transcript is spliced from 4 exons.